Messenger RNA from Striga hermonthica, 345 nucleotides. NCBI's taxonomy places the organism in Eukaryota, Viridiplantae, Streptophyta, Magnoliopsida, Lamiales, Orobanchaceae. The record is from the annotation of a GenBank genome assembly.
AUGGCUGCAAAGAUUCUUGCUAAUUUGAUCAUUAUGGGGUCUGGAAUAAUGGCUAGAGCAUUUGUUCAAGCAUAUCGUCAGGCACUUGCGAAUGCCUCGAAAAAUGGGGUUGCUCAGGAGGCAGCACAACACAUAAAGAGAGGCAGUAAAAUGAUGACCGAGGCAGAAGCUAGGCAAAUCCUUGGAGUCUCUGAGAAUUCAACUUGGGAAGAGAUUGUGCAGAAGUACGAUAACUUGUUUGAACGGAAUGCAAAAAACGGGAGUUUUUAUCUCCAAUCGAAGGUUCAUAGAGCCAAAGAAUGUCUCGAAACCCUUCACCAACCAAAAGAGCCUGACACGAGUUGA